UAUUAGUAAAUUUAACAUACAUACAGUAGCUGCAAAGGAAGUUGCAUAAUGGCAAGUAAGCUCAGGUUGGAGGGCAAAGUGGCUAUAAUAACAGGUGGUGCAAGUGGCAUUGGAGAAGCAAGUGCUAGAUUGUUUGUCCAACAUGGUGCUCGUGUUGUCGUUGCCGAUAUUCAAGAUGAACUCGGUCUCCAAGUAGUCCAAUCCAUCGGAAUCCACAAAGCCACUUACCGCCACUGUGACGUCACAGACGAGAAGCAAGUUGAGGAUACCGUAGCUUACGCGGUACAGAAAUAUGCUACUCUUGACAUCAUGUUUAGUAAUGUCGGGACGCUCAACUUCUGCAGCGUCCUCGACAUGGACAUGACAGCCUUCGAUGAGACAAUGACUGUCAACGUAAGAGGAUCCGCGUUAGCAGUCAAGCACGCGGCUAGAGUUAUGGUUGAUAAGAAAAUUCGGGGAUCCAUUAUAUGUAACGUGAGUUUAGAGGGUAUUCUAGCUGGGGCCGCUUCGUUAGCCUACAUUGCGUCAAAGCACGCAGUUGUAGGCAUUGUGAAAGCGGCCGCACGUGAAUUAGGUCCAUAUGGGAUUAGGGUGAAUGGGGUGUCACCUUAUGGAAUAGCGACGCCGCUGGUGUGCAAAGCAUAUGGGUUAGAUGCGGCUCCACUGGAAGCAGCAAUAAAUGGAAAUGCAAAUUUGAAAGGUGUUACGUUGAGCACAAUGCAUGUAGCACAAUCAGCACUUUUCUUGGCGUCUGAUGAAUCUGCUUACACAAGUGGUCAAAAUUUGGCUGUCGAUGGCGGACUUAGUUCUAUUUUGAAGCUACAAUAAAUAAUUGUCAAGUGUCUGGUGUUGGUGUGUUGGAAGUUACAAUAAAUCCUCACCUUGUGAGUGUACUGCUGUUUCACUUGUUUCCAAUUUUUCAACUUAAAUAAUAUUCUAUCCGUUUUUAAAAAAAUAUUCUAGUUUAAUCUUUUAGUUUUGAAGUUAAAAGUCAUGUUAAAUA
Solanum lycopersicum (tomato) is the source of this 1003-nucleotide messenger RNA. Its product is annotated as short-chain dehydrogenase reductase 3b-like. NCBI's taxonomy places the organism in Eukaryota, Viridiplantae, Streptophyta, Magnoliopsida, Solanales, Solanaceae. The record is from RefSeq and is a predicted model, not a curated record.